AGAAGCUCGGGGACGUGAAGAUUUACGAGGGCGGUAUGGACCUCCUCGUCCAAAGUGCCUUUAUGCUCAUGGAGAGCCAUAAAAGGCAGUACCGGGAGAUAGCUCGUUUGAAGGAGCUGGAGCAGAAGGCUGCCUCGGCCGACGAGGCGGUAGCUUGCCUGGAUCGACUCCGGGAGGAUGCCAAGGCUUUGCAGCAAAGGGCCGAUGAAGCCGCUGCAGCCAGGGACGAUGCCCUGGCCAAGCUCGAGGAGAGCAAAAGGGAGCUUGAGGCCGAGCGGCGCAAGAAUGAAGAAGCCGUGAAGGCGAAAGUUGAGGCCGAGGCCGCCGCUGUGAGGGCUGCCGAUGAGGCCGUUGAGAAGUUCCUGGCCGAGGGUUGGAAGGCCGAUGAGAGGCUUCCCUGGUGCUACGAGGUGGUGGCCGCCAGGCUUGAGAGUUGGGGGAUGAACUCCCCCGCCGGCCAGGAGUAUUUCAGCAGAGAGAUGGCCGUGUAUUAUAACAUGGGCCAGGAGCGGAUGCAAAGGCUCCUGUGUCGGCGGCUAUCUCGUGCUUUGAAGGCCAUGAAUUACACGUCUGGG
This is a messenger RNA of Cuscuta europaea, 575 nucleotides long. The record is from the annotation of a GenBank genome assembly. NCBI's taxonomy places the organism in Eukaryota, Viridiplantae, Streptophyta, Magnoliopsida, Solanales, Convolvulaceae.